UUCGCGAGAGCUCCCUGAAGCCUCCGUCUAUUCUAUCGAGAGAUACCUCUUGAUACCACCCAGCUCGCCCUCCCGAUUUCGAAUUCGCUCCUGGCGCGAUCUCACUACGCCAAACCUUCCGCUCCGCAGGCACCUCUAUCUCGUAUCGCGCACCGUUGCCUGCCAUCCCCGCACAUCCGCCAAUUUAUACGAAUAACGAAAGGCAUGAUAUAGAAGAGCUGGGAAGAAGACGCCAAAAGAUCGCAGGUCCGCCAAUACAAGUCCGCGUGAAGCGAUGCUUUGCCGAGUACGAGCCCCAUGAGCUCAGAUUCGGGAGAGAGCCACUCCAGUGCUCACGAUGACUAUGGAGACGAGAUAGACAUUGGGGGAGGCGCUGAGCAUGCUUCACCCGAGGAAGCACAUGCGACUGAAGCGAGUGCGGCCGGCGACUAUUUUGCAGAUGGGGUAGAAGGGGAGGAACUGGAGUCGGUGGGUAGCGGCGCCAAUGGCUUGACUUUUGCCAUAACGAGGAGUAGCUUCUCCCGGCAGGACGAAGAGGAAACAGCGUCACAGUUGUCAAUAAGACCCAAGCUUGAGAGACCUGGAAGCCCUGAGUCGACAUCCACACCAGAUGAUACCCCGUCGAUACAGGGCUCUGGCUUGUCCUCACCGGGCAGCAGUGUACCCGUCUCUCAUAACUCCCUGCGACAACAUCGACCGGCCUCCCUUCAACCAUUUGAACGCCGGUUCUCCUCGCGCCUAUCGCCCUCUCCACUAGCAUCUCCUCGCGGAGCAUCACCCGCCUUCCUUUCCCCACACUCACGGCAAUCUUCCUUGUCGAGCAAUCUGCUCUUUCGGCAGCUAUCAGACGGAGAUGGAGAUAGUGCAGAUACCCCACAGGCGCCAUGGGAGGUCGUGCGGUGGACCAAGUUGAAGAAAAUCACCGGGCAGGUCUUCUCCGAAGUGGGCAAGCGCAACUUUGGAAGGCCGACAUGCCUUAAUGUUACCGUCUCGCUUGCAAUAGGAACUUCAAAGGGCUUCAUUCUCGUAUUUGAUUACCAGCAGGUGCUCAAGUCCAUCAUCGGCCCUGGCACAAAAGCUGUUGAGUGCGGGGCGAUAACCGCGCUUGCAAUCUCUGCCGACCAUUCGACUAUCGCGGGUGGGCACGCUACAGGUCACAUCUUCACAUGGGAGUUGGCUAAACCGGCCAAACCAUUCCUCCAUAUACCUCCACUGGAACGAGCGACUUUGGACAACAGGAAAUCCGAUGGCCAUGUAUCCGGUGUCGGAAUCCUCCAUUUGGGCUUUCUGGGCACGCGCCAUACGGCUCUCGUCUCUGCGGACGAUGGUGGCAUGGCCUUUUCGCAUCUCGCUACGCGUGGGCUGGGAGCUAUCGCGAGGUCGGUGAAGACCACUCGAAUUCUUGGAAGAUACCCGCCGUCAGAAAAAUCUCUUGAGAAGCCGCGGAAACCUAGUUCUGUGCUGGCGUUCUCCCCACUCCCUCUAGGGAACGUAGAGCAGCCGACGGAUGGCAUGGGUCUGACGGCUCUGUUGACCCCAUAUCUGCUUGUCAUCGUUUCAACGACACCCGUGGCACAAACACAACACAAAGCGCCUCGGCCAAAGGACGUCACUCCUCACAGUGCACUGAGUGGAUGUUUAGCAUGGUUCCCAGCUGUGAAGCUGAAGAACCCUUCGAAUGACCCGAGCAAGGCAAUCUCGAAGACCAAGCUCGUAUACUGCUGGUCCAAUGUGCUGACCAUCCUUGACGUGGACAGCGUUGUUGCUCCGCCCACAGAGAAGGAGAAGCCCACAGAGCUCCGGUUUCGACCGCGAAGUCGAUGGAAAGCAGACGAGGCUAUAGUUGCUGUGCAAUGGCUCAGUAGGUCAGUGCUCGGAGUGCUGACAAUCAGCCAGCGCUUGGUCAUUCUCGAGGACAAUACGCUGCGAAUGACAGACUCGUUCGAUCUGCUGCAGAAACACAUAUACCAUUCAGACCUGUUUUCACGGCAGCUGAGGCCAGUAAUAGAGCACCUAGACGAACAAGACACGUCGAUGCAUGGUGUCGUAGCAGACGCGUUCUACAUGAGUUUCCGAGCCUACAAGGGUCGGCUGUUUCUGUUAGGCUUCAACGACGUUGCAAUCGGUACCUUGUCUAAUUGGGCGGACCGAUUGAUGGCGCUCAUGGAAGAUGGCGACUUUAUAGCUGCCAUUGGCCUGGCGACAUCCUACUAUGUCGGUGAGGCAGACAAAUUGACAGUCGGCCUACCCGAGGAUGACAAGGCACGACAUGCCCUUGUUCAACAAAAGCUUCUCGAAAUGAUCGCCGCGUCUUUGAAGUACACCUUCUCACGAGAAGACGGCCAUGACGAAGAAGCAAGACAAGAGCGCUUCAAAGAGCUUGCCGAGGUAGUCUUCACAGGACUGCUCAGUAUGAAGGAACUCGACUUUCUAUUCGAAGAAGUGUACGAUGCUUUCGAAGAAGGUUCGGCUGAGAAGUCCUUCUUCGAGACUCUUGAGCCCUACAUACUGGACGACGAAAUCACCGCCGUACCACCAAGUGUCCUAAAGGACCUCAUCACUUUCUAUGCAUCAGCUAACCGCGCAAGCCAACUUGAGGAGAUGAUUUGCCGGCUUAGUACUGACACGAUGGACCUCAACCAAGUCACAACCCUCUGUCAGCAAUACGUCUUGUACGACGCACUGAUAUACAUUUGGACACGGGCGAUUGGUGAUUACAUUACGCCACUGACCAACAUUCUGGAACUCAUCAAACUCGUGGAUUUCGACGUAGAUGAGACCGAGAACAUCUACAUGACCUCAGCGAAGAAGAUUUUCCCCUACUUAGCAUACACGUUCACGGGACGCGUCUACCCUGGUGGCAUGCUCAUGGAAGAUGAGCAAGCUCAUAGUGCAAAGAAGGAUAUGUACCGAUUUCUAUUCUCGGGUAAAAUCUUGCAGUGGCCACCAGGGUCAGGUGAUGUAGUUCUCACACGAACGGACAAAACCCAAGAGCCACCUUUUCCGUACUUGCAGCUCGUACUCGAGUUCGAUGCAUCGAGUUUCAUGAGCAUGCUCAAUGAAGCCUUUGAAGAUAGCUUCCUGAACGGAGACCAAGAAGCGACCAACGGAAGCCAAACCAACGGCACACAGCACGGCUCCGCUCUUACGCCCACUCGUCAGUACAUCAUCAACAUCCUCUUCGGCAUCAUGACCGCCGAAAACUUCGACGUCGAGGACAUCCUCUACUUCUACAUGUUUAUUGCACGGAACCUGCCAAAGUACCCUCAGCACAUUAUGCUCCCUGGAACUACGCUACACCAAGUUCUUGUUGGUCUCUGCCGCUACCCCACGGAGGUUAUCAAAGAGGAUUGUCAGCUUUCCGUGGAGUACUUGCUCUCGAUGUACCACCCACCAAAUCCUCAGAGCUUAGUGCCACUGUUCGAAAAGGCCGGAUUUCACCGCGUGCUCAAGUCCGUCUAUCGUGGCGCUCAUCAGUAUGCUAGGCUACUCGAGACUUAUCUGGAUGACACAGAAGACGAAGAAGCCGUGUUCGACUGCAUUAGUGAUGUUCUGCGACCGAGCAAAGGACUCAUCAAGAAGCAAGUCAACGAAGUCAAAGCAGUCAUCGUCAACCGUGCGACAGAUCUGGCGGCUGUCGAUGCUUCGCAAACUGCAGUAACACUCAAACAAUAUGCACCCGACCUUCUGAAAUCGGUUCUGGAAGCCAUUGAAGACGACUCAGACGCCCAGUAUCGCUACCUAGAAGCACUUAUUGAGCCCGAGCAUGCGCAAAAUCAGGCUGGCGAGCCGACAUUGAUCGACGAAAACCUUCCAUCGGGCUUCAUUGAACGCUAUGUGCAGCUCAUGUGCACUUACAACAGCGCCCAUGUUGCAGACUUUGUCAGUAUGCUCAAGUCGGGCGACUUGAAAUUGGAUCCGGUGCUUCCAGCAUUGGAACAGAGUGGAGCUAUCGACGCAGCGGUCAUUCUUAUGGCUCGCGAUGGUUUAGUCAAGGAUGCUAUGGACCGUCUUGUGAAGCACUUGGGCACACUUGAGACUGCUUUGACGGGGCUGAUAGGUGCAGCCGCGCAAAGUCCCGAUGUCGCAAACACUGAGGAAGCGGUCCAGGAUCUUCUCGAAGAUAUCCAGAAAUAUGUCAAAGUCGGUAUAUGGCUGUGCCAAGGACAGACGCGAUCAAAAGACCGAAGGCCUGAGUCAGUUGACGACAGACGAAAGUCGGCGUACGGCGAAGUUCGCGAAGUUGACCUUGCGCUCGAUGAGCUCCUCUGGCUUGACCUCGUCGACACAUGUGUCCGGCUUAUCAGGGACACGUCUAGCGCCGUUGCCGAGCUCGAUGCAGCUGUCGCUUCACCAAACACAAGCCAGUCCGAUAUCAUCGACGGUGCUCGCAUAGUCUCUGCUCUCCGCUCUUCUGUCCAGCAGACGUUCUCCGCCCUUCUUGCGUCCACUACCAUCCCACCGGCAAAGAAGGCUACCAUGUCCAACAAGUCCCAAUCCAUCACGUCGCGUCCACCCCUCCGCCACACCCAAUCGCAAACCCAAAGCAACCCCUCGUUCCUCCGCAUCCUGCGCUGUUUCCUGACUCGGGCAACACAUAGCUACUCACCCUCCCUAUCACAUCUGCGCUCUGUUCUCGCAGAGGUUUUCGCGGCUUACACUUUCGAAGAGACCAUUCUCAGCCUGGCGAACCGAUUUCUCGAUAAGGAGAGCUUCGAGCACGUCAACGAGAUAACACAGCUGAGGAGACAUGGGUGGCGACCAAGAGGUCAGGUGUGUGAAGGGUGCAAGAAGAGAGCGUGGGGUCCGGGUGCAGGGUUGGGGAGUGGGAUCUGGGAGGCAUGGGAGCGGGGUGAAUCAGAGAGGAUUCGGAGGAGGGUUGAGGAUUCUAGUGGGACGGACGACGAGGUUGGCGGGAAAGGCAAAGGAAAGAGACCUAGUCGGGAUGAGAUCAGCGUUGAUCCUGAGGAAGAAGCGAGUGAUGGGGCAGGUGUCCUAGUGUUGUUUGCUUGUCGACACCUCUGGCACAAACAGUGCGUGGAAAAAGCGAGUGUCACGGAGGGCAGCGGGGGAGAAGAGGGCGCAAGAACGCAAGGAAGAUUAAGGUGUCCACUUUGUAGAUAGCUGUCUUCAUGUAUAUAUUGGUACGACUAAUACGGUUACUUUUGUUGAUAGGACUUUACCAAGAGAUGCCAAUUUUGGAGGCGUCACUUAAUUUCC
Molecule: messenger RNA, 5220 nt
Organism: Cucurbitaria berberidis CBS 394.84
Lineage: Eukaryota; Fungi; Ascomycota; Dothideomycetes; Pleosporales; Cucurbitariaceae
Exons: 3
Coding region: 298-5124 (1608 amino acids)
Biological process (GO): protein targeting to vacuole; endosomal vesicle fusion
Cellular component (GO): HOPS complex; late endosome
Molecular function (GO): protein binding
Source: RefSeq, a predicted model, not a curated record